Photinus pyralis (common eastern firefly) is the source of this 653-nucleotide messenger RNA. RefSeq names its product splicing factor 3B subunit 6 (gene Sf3b6). The record is from RefSeq and is a predicted model, not a curated record. NCBI's taxonomy places the organism in Eukaryota, Metazoa, Arthropoda, Insecta, Coleoptera, Lampyridae. The transcript has 2 exons. The coding region runs from base 142 to 507 and encodes 121 amino acids. Gene Ontology annotation, molecular function: mRNA binding. Gene Ontology annotation, cellular component: cytoplasm; ribonucleoprotein complex; nucleus.
CCCUUCCGACCAUCUUUGACAAGAGAAAUAAUAAUAAAUAGGUUAGAAAUAAAAUACACGAGUUACGCAUAGACAUAUGAUUUUACGUGAACGAAAUUAAUAAAUACGUUACUGAGGCAUAUUCCUAAUAAAUAAAGCACGAUGGCGUUGGCAAUGCAAAGAAAGGCUAACGUUCGUUUGCCACCCGAAAUCAACCGUAUCUUAUACAUUCGCAACUUACCUUACAAAAUAACGGGAGAAGAGAUGUACGAUAUAUUCGGCAAAUACGGCGCGAUUCGUCAAAUACGGGUGGGCAACACUCCCGAAACACGGGGAACGGCAUUUGUUGUAUAUGAAGAUAUAUUUGAUGCAAAAAAUGCUUGCGAUCAUCUUUCAGGAUUUAAUGUGUGUAAUCGUUAUCUUGUGGUUUUGUACUAUCAAGCUAGUAAAGCGUUUAAAAAGACAGAUAUUGAGAAGAAGGCGGAAGAAAUUGAAAAAAUGAAAUCAAAGUAUGGGUUAAAUUCGUAGAUGAUCAUCCAAAAGCUUUUAAACAUUAUGGUGUAGGUACAUUAUAAUUUUGUAUUAUUAAAUUUAUGAUUCCUUGAAUAAGUGUUUACAGUCUUGUAGCACCACUACCCAAAAAAUAAACACAUUAAAGGGGCAGUAUACCCAAA